Colletotrichum higginsianum IMI 349063 is the source of this 1347-nucleotide messenger RNA. Its product is annotated as Actin-like protein arp-6. The transcript is spliced from 2 exons. Gene Ontology annotation, molecular function: nucleosome binding. The coding region runs from base 1 to 1347 and encodes 448 amino acids. The record is from RefSeq and is a predicted model, not a curated record. Gene Ontology annotation, cellular component: Swr1 complex. Lineage: Eukaryota; Fungi; Ascomycota; Sordariomycetes; Glomerellales; Glomerellaceae.
AUGGUCGGCGGUCGCAAAAGCAAAUCUGCAGGCCCUGCGCCUCCAUCGCGGACCCUUGUGCUCGACAAUGGCGGCUACACCAUCAAGGCCGGCUUCGUUUCCGAAGAGCUCACUGACGAGCCGCGAGUAAUUCCUAACUGCAUCGCCCGAGACCGAGCAAGGAAGGUCUAUGUCGCGUCCGACGUCGAAAAAUGCCGCGACUUUGGCGAGAUCCAAUUCCGACGACCGGUGGAGAAGGGCUUUAUCGUCAAUUGGGAAGCUCAAAAGGAGAUCUGGGACCAUGAGUUUUUCGACGACAGCGCUCCUCAAAAAUGCGACCCUUCCGAGACCAGGUUGCUCCUGGCAGAGCAGCCCAAUUCGCUACCCGUAUUACAGUCCAACUGUGACCAGAUCGUCUUCGAGGAGUACCAAUUCGCAAGCUACUACCGCGGCAUAGGCGCCUCCUUCAAUGCCUACCACGACGUCCAAGGCAUCCUUCAAACACCUCGAGACCCGAACACGACACCCGAUCUCCCGGCCGAAGUUGUCUUGUUGAUCGAUUCAGGCUACUCCAACACCAUCGUCAUGCCUCUUCUGAACGGCAGGCCCCUGCACUCCGCUGUACGCAGGCUCGACGUCGGAGGGAAACUCAUGACAAACUACCUGACGCGUCUGUUGUCUUUGAGGUACUACGACAUGCGCAACGACACCUACAUUGUCAACGAGAUUAAGGAACAGGUCAGCUACGUUUCCAUGGACUUCAACGGCGACCUCGAGAAGACCUGGAAGGGCACCAGAGGCGAGAAAAGGGAGCAAUACGUGACAGGGGCCGGCGUUGCGAAAGACUACGUCCUGCCCGAUUUCCACACCCGAACCAAGGGUAUCGUUCGAGACUACGACCCUGCGAUGCACACAAAAGCGAGGAAGAUGGCAGCACGAGCCGCGGACAACGACGAAGACAUACUGACGCUUCGGAAUGAGCGCUUCUCUGUCCCUGAGCUGCUCUUCCAGCCUUCUGAUAUUGGCCUUCGUCAACCCGGUCUUGCGGAUGUCAUUAUGCAGUCUCUCUCUGAGCUGCCCAUCGGGCUUUGGCCUGGUCUGUUGGCUAAUAUCGUCGUUGUCGGCGGCAACGCCUUGUUUCCCGGCUUCAUUCAGCGACUGGAGAAAGAACUUGUCAAGAGAGUCCCCGACGCCUGUAUUGUACGGGUGGCACAUCCCGUCAACCCCAUCACUAGUACUUGGGAGGGCGGUGCCAACUUGGCCAAGCACCCUGACAUCCACAAGUUUUCUGUCACGAAGCAGGAAUACGAAGAAUAUGGCGCCGCAUGGGUCGCCCGCAAGUUUGGCUCUGGAACCGCCGGUGACUGA